AUGGAUUCAGCCGAUCAGGUCAGCGUUAGCCCUUCUGACUGGGAAGCUGUCAGUAGAUUGCAGGCAGAGGUCCGUCGGCUUCAAGUCACCGUCGUUGCUCUUGAGGAGGAUCUUGCAAGGGCCUGGGUGAAUCAGAUAUUGUUCCCCGGCUCCGAGCCGCCUGUCAAGCCUUUCUUGACCCGCCUCAUGCCUGAAGUGCCGUCUCCUGGUGCCUCAAGCCGUGUCCCUGCCAGUGUGAGCCAAGAAUUCCUUGAUCAUCUUGAUUCCAUAGCUGCUGCUGAUCCGCCGCUCUUCCCGCCGCUGCCGCCCGGGCUAUCACCCCCGACUGUCGUGACUGGGGAUCUGCUCGGGACAGCCGGUGGUGAGGUCAAUGACUAUGAACACGAGGAGGAUCGUGUAGGCUACGCUGCCGACGACGAACUCGAGUGGUACUCGGAGGUGCGACAUGAUGAUGAUGGCAGCGUCGGAGUCUUCGAGGAGGCUGACGUCGUAGAGAUGUCAGCAAAGCGGCGUCGUAUGAAUAUUCCCGAGCUUCCUUGGGAGUCAGGUACCGUGAACCUGAUCUUCUCGAAGCGUUCGGUUCUUGGCGAGCGUGAUUGGUCUUGUUCGGGCGUUCUUCUGUUAGCGGCAGAAACUGAUUUGUCAACCUUUGAUGAGAUGCCGGGAGUUGCCCCUGAAGAGCUGGGCAGAGUUGCAAAGGUCUUCGCAAAGAAGUUAAUGCACAUGAGAGCCCCGGCAUCCCAUGAGCAAGUGCGUGCCGCUGCCCUGAAGCGUCUAAAGGUGAUUAUAUGUCUUGAUCCAACGGCCACAAAGCUAGGCGUGUCCCUCCUUGACCAGAUGCGAAACUUAUGCGACGAUGAGGUGGUAGUCAUGUCAAUCUCGGACGCCUUCCGCAGCAAGGCCUCCCAGACCUUGAUCAAGCGUGCCGGAUCCUUGGAAAGGUUUGCCCGAUGGUGCUUCGAGGAGCGAGAUUUGCCUUCUCCGUUCCGUGCCUCAGAAUCCCAUAUCUAUAAGUACUUGUGUCAUUUGCGAGAAUCGGGAGCCAAGCCAACCUCUGCGAAUCAUUUUCUCCAGGCGUGGCGUUUCGCCCUUGGAGCCUUGCAGCUGUUGCGUAGCCCGCCGUCUGAGGUGAUUUCGACUAGGUGCGAGGGUGCUUCUCGUGAUCAAUACUUGAUGAAAGCGCUGCUCAAGCAAAAGUCUCCUCUGACUCGAACACAGGUGGAACGCCUAGAGUUCAAAGCUGUUGACGAUGGAGACACGUGGUCAGAUAGUCAGCGCAUUGUGAGCAUAUCUCGGCAAGAGGCUGAUGGCAUUGUGCUAUUAGUCGUGGAUGCCCUGACAGCCAAGCAUACCUACACUCAGGAAAGCCAACGGACUCUUUUGCCUUACGCGGCCCUUGGAAAAGGCCUCUCUGGAAAUGAUUGGGCCAGCGCCUGGCUCCAUGCCAGGGAGGUUGAGGGUCUUAGUUUGGGAAGGGAAAUGUGCUUGCCGAGCUUGAAGUCUGAUGGGUCUGGCUGGCUCGAUGUGAAGAUGAGCUCGACAGAGGGUCAAAUGUUCCUUCAGGAGUUCCUGUGUGACGUGAUGGCUGAGGGUGUGCCUUUGUCCCAGUUGGGGACGCAUUCACUGGCAUUCACUCAAAGCGACUCUCCUGAGCUGGGCCCAGCGGUCACCGAUUGUGACUUUCAAGAUGUGGGAACGGAAGUUGAUGGGGCAUCACUCGUUGGACAAGCAUAA
Molecule: messenger RNA, 1734 nt
Organism: Symbiodinium sp. CCMP2592
Lineage: Eukaryota; Dinophyceae; Suessiales; Symbiodiniaceae
Source: the annotation of a GenBank genome assembly